GUCACCGCGGAGGGACGCGCGGGAAGCGGAAGCGGCGGUUGGGUCUCUCGGCGGCAGAUUCGACGGCCCCCUGAGGGGAGACAGCGGGGCACCCGCUGCGCCGGCGGCAGGGAGGGCUCCCGCAGCGGGGGCAAGGGAGGAGAAUGUACUAUAUUACAUUUGUUUCAUAAACUGAGAGAAGAACAGCAUUUGGAAUAAUGGCAACAGGAGACCUAAAAGGAAGUUUAAGAAAAAUAGAGCAUGGACUUCGCUUGUUAAAUUAUCCAAGAGAUGUGGAUUAUACAGUGUUAGUAAAGGGUGAUCCAGCUGCAUUUUUACCUAUCAUCAGCUAUUCUUUUACAUCUUUUUCAACUUAUAUAGCAGAACUUUUGGUAAAGUGCGAUGUGGAACUCACAGCAAAGAGUGACUUGCGUUUUAUUGAAGCUAUUUACAAGCUUCUUCGAGAUCAGUUUCAAUAUAAACCAGUUUUAACAAAACAGCAGUUUCUUCAGUUUGGCUUUGCGGAAAGAAAAAUGCAGAUUGUUUGUGACAUUAUCAACUGUGUGGUGAAAAAACAUAAGGAAUUAAGUAACUCGAAUAAGGAUAAAUCCCAAAUAAGGAAAAAACUCAGAUCCUUUAAAUGUGAAGUAUGGUCAAAUUGUGAUAAUGUCCUUGCUGCUCCUAGUGCCAGUGCUCUGAAUUCCAAACAGAAGCCUCAAGUAGAACGGCACUCAGGAAGUGAAGUUAGUGGUGACCUUUAUCGACUACCCCUUCCAGCACAGGGAGGUAAUGAAGAAGAAAUGUACCUAGAUCGUGAUGUUGUAGAAGUUAAAUGUGAACAAGUCAUAGAAGAUAAUUCUCAGAUUGAAUUCCUAAAGAGUCAGCUUGCUGAUUGCCAGGAAAAACUUCACAAGCUAGAUUGGAUGGAGGAUAAACUACAUGUUUUAGAAGAAAAACUGAAAGGAAAGGUGAUCAUAGAUGAGAAGGACUGGAAUAACUUGUUGAGUCGAGUUUUGCUUCUUGAAACAGAACUGUUGUUGCAAUCCAAAAAGAGAGACUUACAUAUAGAGUUCAGCAAUACAAGUCAAGAAUGUACUUCUGGUAGGAUUCCAGUUGCUCCUGGACAAAUCGGGACUUUUUCAUUCAUAAUCCGUGGUGUUAUUCAAAUUGCUGCUGACCAUUCUCUCUACUUUCAUCCUUUCUGAAGCAUCUAACAGGUAUUCAACUAGGAUUUUUUCUAAACCUUAUUUCAAGAACAGGAAAAAAUCUUUUUCUUCCAUAUCUAGCUAAAUUUUUAUAAUGUAUGAGAAGUAAAUGAAGCAGCCUAAGUGGGAAAGAAAUAAAAAAUAUUUCUCAGGCCAUAAGUAACUGUCCUCUCUUCCUCAAUGGUAGCUCUUUAGACCUUACUUUGCAACGUUCUCUUUAUUAAUUUGGCCUGAUUCCCCUAUGGCAGCUGGUUUUCCUACCACCAGUAGUAUGGAGAAUAUUCUAUUUCCCAUUCUCACUUUUCAGGUAUUUUUGUCCAGUGUUGAGCUGUUUGCAUUGAAAUUCAAGGGGAAUCUCAAUAAUCCACUUUCUGUGGAAAUUAAAAAGGCAGUUUCUUAGUUAUGUCAAAGUUUGUUUAAAUUUUGAUGUCUCAGAAAUGGGACCUUCUUUUUACAGACCUUAGGAAGCUUGUAAUAUGUUUAUGUCAGCAAGGAGGCUCAUGGUCUUUAAAAGAGAAUAUUUAUAUUUUCAGACUUCUAGAAUUCUUCUGAAUUUGUUAGAUCUGUUUUUCUAAAAUAUGAUUCAGGAAAUUUUAGGCAUACAAGUAAUGUGGCCAGUCUUAACUCUUCUGAGAUGCACAGUACUCAGAAUGCUUUCAUGUUCUUUUUGCUUUUAGUGCUCUUCAGGAAUCACAGCUGUACAGAAGAAACAAUUUUUAAUUGUAAUUGAUUUAAAAUAAUUUAAAAUAAUUUCAAAAACAGAAUAGCAUAGCUAAGCACAUUCCAAAGGUAUGAUCUAUAGAUGGUGGCCUUACUGAAAAUAAGGGUAUGGGAACACUUCUUUUUUUCUAAAUACUAUAUUAUCUUCCCUGACAAUAGUAUUUUAAAGUUGCAAGGAGUAUCACAGACUUCCCAAUAUAAAAGAAAAGUCUGUUUCUGAUGAAUGGGUGCUAAACCUAUCCCCAUGGGAGGAGAGCUAAGGAAAGAGCAGGAGCUUGAUAUAAAUUUUAAGCUAAGUAAGAAGGUGAUGAUUUUGUUUCUAUUUCUGCUGCUUAUAAGACAGUUUACUUAGCACAAAUUAAAGACAUGUUUGAACAGGCGGUUUACAAUAAAAAUAAUCUAAUUAUUUGAAAUUACUAUUAAGUGUUUGACCCAGUGAUUAGACUUUCUUAAGUCUUGUUUUUACUGUAAUCAGGAUAAAGGUAGCAUUCAUAGUAAUCUUUUUGGAAUUUGUCUUGUGUGUUAUACAGAGUAUACUGCACUUACCUUGUUUUAAGAAAAUGAGAAACCUAUUUUGGACCCUCACCAGUAGCCUUUUUUUUUUUUUUUUUUUCCCCUCUCUAAACAAUGCAUUCUCUUCUGUUAUUACAUACUGUAAGUCAAGCUAUUUUGAUAGUUGACCUUGUAAUAAGAAAGCAAAAAGUCAAAGGUGACACAAAACCGAGUAUUU
Molecule: messenger RNA, 2634 nt
Organism: Tyto alba (common barn owl)
Lineage: Eukaryota; Metazoa; Chordata; Aves; Strigiformes; Tytonidae
Gene: CEP44
Product: centrosomal protein 44
Exons: 9
Coding region: 198-1184 (328 amino acids)
Cellular component (GO): spindle pole; centrosome
Source: RefSeq, a predicted model, not a curated record